GUUCCAGCGCGGCAGUGUCCCGAAAGACAUCUUCUUUUGGACCAUAAUACCCUCAGUAUCCUCCCUUUUCUCUCUCUUCCGUCUUAAAGAAGCGAGAGAGAGUGUGGGUGUGUGUGUUUCAGAGCGGACCCUAAAUUUCUUCUUUCAGUGUUUCGGUCUCUGACUCUCUGUAAGAGUUAAAGACAAUGGCUUUCACUUCGUUUCUUGGCAGAGUUAUCUUCGCCUCUGUUUUCAUACUCUCUGCUUACCAAGAGUUCAACGAAUAUAAUUCUGAUGGGGGACCAGCAGCAAAGGCUUUCGGACCAAAGUUUGAUGUCUUCACAAAGCAUGUGCAAUCUCACAUUGGCAAACAAGUGCCAGAAAUCAAAAUUGCACGCUUAGUUGCCGCCACUAUAGCACUCAAGGGCAUUGGAGGCAUCCUCUUCAUCUUUGGCACUUCUCUUGGAGCCUAUCUCCUGCUUCUGCAUCAGAUGAUUGCCACUCCUAUUUUAUAUGAUUUCUACAAUUAUGACAACGAGGAGAAAGAAUUUACACAACUCUUCAUCAAAUUUACACAGAAUAUGGCUCUUUUUGGGGCAUUGCUGUUUUUCAUUGGGAUGAAGAACUCAAUUUCUCGGAGACAACCGAAGAAGAAGGUUCAGAAAACAAAAACUGUUUAGGAAGGAAUUAGCCUUAGAAAUUGGGUUCAUUUUGCGGUUUAGUAACUUCUACCUUAAACUGAUGGUUUUAGCCAGCAUGUAUGAUUUAGGCCACAAUCUUCUUUUGAACUCUUUUGUGUACUUUACUUUCGUGGUAAUUGGAUUUGAUUCUCUUAGGUA
This is a messenger RNA of Prunus mume (Japanese apricot), 818 nucleotides long. RefSeq lists its product as uncharacterized. The record is from RefSeq and is a predicted model, not a curated record. NCBI's taxonomy places the organism in Eukaryota, Viridiplantae, Streptophyta, Magnoliopsida, Rosales, Rosaceae.